AUGGCAAAAUCAAAAUAUGAAUAUGUAAAAAGUUUUGAAAAGAUGAUUCAUUAUUGCCUAACACUUGGAUGGUUUUCAGAUAAGCAUAAAUUUGAAAAACCAAAUGAUAAAGCAGCUUUAGAUCUUAUGAAUAAGUGUGCACAAUCAAUUAUGAAUGAAUUUCAUGAUAUAAUAUUAGCAUAUGGACAAAUGAUUGUUAGUCAAUUUUCUUCUAAUUAUGUAUAUUAUCGAAAAGAUUAUCUUCCAUCAAAAGAAUUACUAUAUUUGCCCACAUUUGAUGGUAGAAUUGUAAUUUAUCCUAGUGAUAAUAAUUUAUGA
Messenger RNA from Entrophospora sp. SA101, 318 nucleotides. The record is from the annotation of a GenBank genome assembly. Lineage: Eukaryota; Fungi; Glomeromycota; Glomeromycetes; Entrophosporales; Entrophosporaceae.